GAGGAUCGGAGGGUGGAGCUCCACCUCACCGCUCACAGCCACAGGUAUACUGUUUUAAGUAGAGGCUGUCUGAAAGUUUUCAGAGGUGGAAAUGAGGACCGGGUGCUGUGCAAUAAUGACAAUGGACGGCACGGUCAAGCAGCCAGAUGUUGCUCUCCACUGAGUGUAAGUUAGAUCACAGAGGCCAGGCUAACGAUGGGGAGCUUUGUGGCUGACCUGUUUCUGCUCCUGCUGAUUUCUGCAGGACACGUUUAUGGAGUGUCAUUCUACGGUGAUGGCUACAUCCACCUGCGGACAGUGGAGGCGUCCAUUCAGACGUUGCUCCAUGUACGAUUUCGGACCUCCAGCCAGGCGGGGAUGCUGUUUUUGGCAGCUGGACGCAGAGACUUCCUGUUGCUGGAGCUGAUCUCUGGGCGCCUGCAGGUUCGUCUGGACCUGGGCUCAGGCGAGCGUUCUCUACGCUCAGAGAAGGGCAUCCAUCUCAGCGACCUGGCGUGGCACACCAUGGAGCUGACCCACAACCGCCACAACAUCAACAUGACCGUUGACCGAAACUCUCACACCAGCCUCCGAAUGCCAGGACCGGAUCUGGAGCUCAGAGUCGAAGAUGGGCUUUUUGUUGGUGGGGCCGUCGGACUGAAUCACCCAUAUCUCCUGAACAUCUCCACUGGGUUUAGAGGUUGCUUGGACGAAGUUGUCUUCAAUGAACAUAACCUGUUGUCCAGCUUAAGGCCUUAUUCCGGAUACAAGCGCGUCCACGAGGUAUCUCUCGGCUGCAGUCCCCAGUUUUCUGCAACAGAAGAAGAUUCGGUUAGUUUUUUCAGCUCUAAAGCCUUUAUGGGUCUUCCGCCUUGGGAGGGGCCACAGGAGGGGGUGUUUGAAUGUGAAUUGUUCCCCUCUGCAAGAGAAGAAGAUGGUAUGGUCCUCUUCAGCGCUGGCAACCAGGGAGAGUUUGUUGCCAUCGAGAUCAGAGAUGGUAACAUUGUGGCUACAGUAGGAAAUGGAGAGGGGAGUAAGGCCGAGCUGCGUUCUUUAACACAUGUUCACAGCAACCACACCUGGUACCCCAUCAGGCUGCACCUGCUGCCCGACAGCGUGCAGCUGAAGGUGGGUGAGGAGUUGAUCAAGGCCUCCCUGAGUCUGGAGCUUCAGGUCAUCCAGCUCAAAGGGCCUCUCUUCCUCGGAGGGACGGACGAAGAAGCCCACAGCGAGGCGAGGCGAGCGGGGCUGAUGUCUGCUGAGCCUGGGGGGCAGCUGGCUGGAGAAGGAGGCUCCUUUAAAGGCUGCCUCAGGGAAAUUAAGGUUAACACGCAAAGAACAGGCCUACCUCACGCUACCAUCACCAAGGACAUCACUGUGGGCUGUAAGACAGAGCGAGCUCCAGAGCCGGUGACCACCGUAAGCCCAACUGAUCGUCCAGAGUUUGAUGUUACAACCACACGACCAAUUACCAGCAAUAAGAAGAACCCUCACUUUCUGUUUCUGAGAAAGCUAGAGGUAAUGGAGGGAGGCCGGGCACCGCUGGAGCCGAAACACAUGAGGGUGAAUCUUGAUUUCCGGAAAUUCGGCAUUCAUCCAUCCCAGCUGAUGUUCCGCAUUGAGGCGCAGCCGGUACACGGCCAUCUCCGGCUGGACCUCAGUCCUGACCCUGAUAGGAUGCUGGGCAGUGGGCAGGAGAGGACUAUCACCAUCGGUGCAGAAGAGGUCGACCGGACUUUCAGUAUGCUGGACCUGUGGCAGGGCCGGGUGAUGUACGUUCACAGUGGGUCAGAGGACCAGCAAGACUUCUUCAUGUUUUCAGUCUUCUCAAGCAAAAAGAAGGAGCUCCCUGUGUUUCUGAAGGGAAACCGUCUGCAUCGUUUUGACAUUAUCAUCAGUCCUGUCAACGAUGCACCGGUGCUCAGCCUGCCGGAGGGAAACUUUUUCAUUCUGCUGGAGAACUCCAAACGACAGCUUACAACAGAUGUGCUGAGGGUGUCGGACCCUGACAGCAGUGCUGCUGAUCUGGUGUUCAGCUCCCUGGGAAACCUUAAUACUGAGGUUGGACACCUUGAGCACCAGGAUUACCCUGGCAGGGCUGUUAACUUAUUCUCUCUGAAUGAUCUGGAGGAAGGUAAGAUCAGCUUUGUUCACACCGGGGCCCCCACCUCCAGGCUGGCACUCAGGGUCAGCGACGGGAUGAAGGUGAGCAACACAGUAGUUUUAAGGAUUAUGGCGGUGCAGCUCGAACACAAACUGGCGAAUAACACCGGAUUGGAGGUAAAUCAAGGCGGGGCUUCCAUCAUCACAACCAAUCACCUUGCAGUACAAGUUAACGUGGAUGAUCAGACAGUGGAAAUUCGCUAUGAAGUCACAGACUUGCCACAGUAUGGUGAGCUCCAGCGGCUGCACUCAAGUGGUGAAUGGAAACAAACAACCUACUUUUCUCAGAAGCUUCUAGAAAAAGAACGGGUCCGAUACCUUAGCACCUACCGCGGCCUUCAGACUCAGCACAACAUUACUGAUUACUUCAAAUGUAAAAUCAGCAUUGGUUCCCAGGCUACUGAGGAAGUUGUUUUUCCCAUCGUGGUUCACUGGAUACACUUCAAAGUCACACGCAGUAAGAUGGAGGUUAACGGUGUUCAGACUACUGUUGUCACUCCUUCGGACCUCAAUGUGAUUUCUAAGGGUGUUAAACUCAAUGAGAGCGACCUCCACUUCAGGCUGCUGACAGUAACAAAGAAAGGAAAGCUAGUCCUUAACAACAAAGUUCUAGAGAGGAACUCAACCUUCAGCCAGAAGAAUAUCACAGAUGGCUUGUUGAAGUACGAGCUGCUCAACAUGCUGCACGAUGAUACAAGAGAUUUGUUCAGCUUUCAGGUGUUUUCAACACAUGCCAGAUCAACAACUUAUGACUUCAGAAUCAACAUCAAAGCAGAGUCGACCGCCAUUACUGUCGUAAACAAAGGCCUGUCAACCAUGGAAGGAGGAAGUAAAGUCAUCAGCAAAGAUAUCCUGUUCACUCACACCGCAAGUAACCGGGAGGUCCACUACACUAUUACAGCGAGCCCCAGACACGGGCACAUAAGGAGGAUCAACCUCUCAAACUCAACUUCCAUUAACGACAACAUUAUGACAUUCACAAACCAGGAUAUCAAUGAGGAGAGGAUCAUGUACGUUCACGAUGACAGCGAGACCAAACAGGACGCGUUCACUUUUCAAAUUAUGGUUUACAAACCGCACAAACGGACCAGCAAGAAGGAGGAUGGAAACACAGCCGAACACACCUUCAAUAUCUCGGUGCAGCUCAUCAACGAUCAGAGACCUGUCAGAGUUGUCGAUAAAGUUUUCCAUGUGGCCCGCGAUGGGCAGAGAUUGGUGACGUUGGAUGACCUUUGUUACCGGGACGAUGACUCAGACUUCGAGGACAGUUGGUUGGUGUACACGCGGAGGGGGAUUCCCAUGGGAGAGCUGGUGAUGGCCAGUGAUACCAGUCACAAACUGUACGAGUUCACACAACGUGACAUCAAGCAGAAAAAAGUGUUGUUCGUCCACAGAGGAGUGAGUUUUGGGCGUUUUGUGCUUUUCGUAUCAGACGGGAAACACUAUGUUUCAACAUUGAUGGAGGUGAUGGCACAGGAUCCUUACCUUCAGGUCAAGAACAACACGGGCCUCAUGGUCCAGCGAGGUGGGAUCACAACACUGACCUCCGCUAACCUCAGCAUCUUCAGCAACCUUGACAUCCGAGACCCACAGGAAGUGACAUUUGAGGUCUUUCUUCCACCCAAACACGGCGUGAUCUGCUUCAAUGAUGGCGAUGGUGAAACCACAACAGAAGCCGAUGCAAUUUCUAUAUUCACCCAGCAAGAUUUGCUGGCGGGGCGCCUGGCGUAUCACCAUGACGGCAGCCAUGAGUUGUCAGAUGGGUUUAAUGUGACGGCAAGAGCAAGAGAGAAGAGCACAGAGAGGCUUUUGGACAGAGGAAGGAGGGAGGUACAUCUGGACAUCGGAGUGCCGGUAAAAAUCUUCCUGGAGAGUCAUCAGAGGCCGCCAACAGUCAUUAAUAAUCAUCCUGUGGUGGUGGCUGAGGGACAGAACGUCUCCAUAAGCAAGGAGCACUUAGAGGUGGUUCAUGAAGACAGCCAGCCCUCAGAGAUAGUUUAUACUGUCCAAAGUCCCCCAGUCCUGGGCUUCCUUCACAACAAGCACAAGAGCAACAAUGGAGAACAGCAGCACUUCUAUCAAGUACGGCCAGCUGACAUCAGAGACCAGCCGACAAGUUCCUUCACCCAGGAGGACCUCAACCAGGGACUGAUCAUCUACCAUCAGCAGAAUGCAGGACUCACCAACGACUCUGUUCUGUUGGAGGCAACCAACGGGGUCACAAAGGUCGGACCAAUCAGGCUCGAGAUUGACAUCAUCCCCAUCCUGCUCCCUCUACAGGUGUCUGACUUGACCCUUGAUGAGGGAUCGUCCCUGCCGCUGACCUCUGACAUCAUCAAGGUGGCAAAUCAUCACUUUUCAGGGAUGAACUUCCUGUACCAGGUCAUCGUUCCACCGCGACACGGACACUUGGAGCACGGCCGGAUCCCGGGCAUGCCCAUCACUGCUUUCACUCACACUGAGGUGGAACGUGAGUACAUCUCCUAUAUCCACGAUGGCAGCGACACGUUGAGAGAUAACUUUACCAUCGUGGCCAAUCAGACGGAAAUCAGGAAGCACAGUCUGCCCUGCACCGCUCACAUCACUGUCACACCUGUUGAUGAUGAGACUCCUGUAGUUACAACCAACAAGGGUCUGAAGGUGUGGGUGGGUUCAGUGACAGAAAUCACCAUAGAUGAUCUGAGUGCCGAGGACUCAGACACUCCCGAGCCUGAGAGGCUGGAGUUCAUCGUCAAUCCGCCCAGCAACGGCCACCUGGCCUUGAAGAGCGCCCCCUCCAGACACAUCCUGAACUUCACCCAGCAUCACAUACAGACUGGACAACUGAUGUUCGUGCACAAUGGUGCUUUAUCGGGUGGCUUUCAGUUCCAGGUCAACGACGGCUUGAACUUCGCCCCUCGACAGAUCUUCAGCACAACUGCCCACUCUCUGGUCCUCACGCUGCAAAGGAAUCAGCCCAUGGAGGUCUACCCAGGCUCUGUGACACCAAUCUCUAAGCUGGAGCUUCAGGCUGUAACCAACGAUGUCAGCGACAUUAAAAGAAACCACUCUGUGAUCUUUACAUUGACCGCUCCUCCUAAACUUGGCAGCCUGGUGCGACGAAUGCCCGACAACUCCACACAAAACAUUUCCACGUUCACACAAAGCAUGGUGAACGAUGGCGUUAUCUUGUAUGAUCAGAACAAGCCACAGUCAGCGGACUGGUCCGCUAUGGACUAUUUCUCUUUCACCGUGUCCUCUCCUCCUGCUUUCCUUCCUCCACACACCUUCACCAUCUUAAUCUCCCACAAGACCAACAAACACUAUGACAGCCCUCAACACAAGACCAAGCUACUAAACAAUGAAGGUGUUGUGGUGGCCGAGGGAGGCAGGGUGACCAUUGACAGGUCUAAACUCGAUGCCUCCAACCUCCUGGGGAAAGUUCCAGAGCACCACCGGAAGGACCACCACAUCCUGUACCGCGUUAUUUUACUGCCACGCCACGGGGCUCUGUCUAUACGAGGACAUAACCUCACCAGGAUCCAACCUGAUUUCUCUCAGGCCACGCUCAACAAGUUUGGCAUCACAUACAUCCACGACGACUCAGAGACGACGAGCGACAGCUUCACCUUCAGGGCCUGGGUGGCUCCUCUGGAUCUCUCCUCCUCCUCAUCUUCAUUCUCUGCUUUUUCCUCUGAUUCCUCCUCCUUUUCCCCUCUCUAUUCAGCCUCCUCCUCCUCCCUUUCAUCAUUAGAUGUUGUUUCUGAUCACCGUACCAAGGAUGGGCUGGCGGUGACGGAGACAUUCAACAUCACAGUGACACCGGUCAACGACCAGCCGCCACUCCUCCGGAGCAGAGCCCCGAGUAUGAAGGUCGUAGUCGGAGAGAGAGUUGUACUCGGACCAGACUAUCUGCAGGUUGAAGAUCAUGACACGCCUCCAGAGGAGCUGCACUACCUGGUGAUCAGUAAGCCCAACAACGGCUACCUGACGCUGGGGGAGAGACCUGAGCCGGUGACCUCCUUCACCCAGUAUGACGUCAACCACGGAAGGCUGCACUUUACGCAGCAGGGUAAACCCUCAGCAGGAGUUUUCUACUUCAAUGUAACUGACGGUCACCAUCGUCCGCUCUACAAACUGUUUAGUUUGGAGGUGAUAAAGCCCUCUGUUUCCAUGGUGAACAACACUGGCCUGUCACUGGUCCAAGGCAGAACCGCUGUCGUCCUGACCACCAACCAGUUUGCAGCUCAAACCAACAGUCGUAUGCCGGCCAACAUCACCUACACGGUCACCACACACCCUCACCAUGGACGCAUUGCCAUCAACGACCAGGAAGUCACCACCUUCCACCACCAGGACCUGCAGUUUGGCCGUGUCGUCUAUCACAUGACUGAUCUCAGCGAAUCAGAGGACAGCUUCCAGGUGUCCGUGUCAGCCUCGUCCCCAGGUGUUGACUAUGGGAGUGUGACAGAGCAGACGGUGGAGGUGACCGUGAGACCUCUGAUCUACCUGAGGGAGCCCGUGAGAGUGCCCAGUGGGAUCGCCGUGAAACUGGGGAAAGCCAUGAUCGAUGCCUCUGAGCUGGCGAGAAUCAGCCGAGCCGACCCGGUCUUUGAGGUUCUGUCUCCACCAAAACAUGGAAAACUCGUCAAGAUGACCUACGACCCCAACCGAGCAUCACAGGUCCUGAAAUCGUUCACGUUCAGAGACGUGGUGCAAGGCCGGGUCGCCAUCGAGGAGACUCUCAGUGAUGGUGACGACCAGCCGCAUAGCAACCAAUCAGCUGUCACGACAGCUCGAGGCCACGCCCCCGCCACGCCUCUCAACGAUUCUUUCGUCUUCCUGCUGAAGGCUGGAAACGUCCAACCGGCAAAGGGUGAGCUGCACUUCACCAUCUUCCCCCACCACCAGAUGCAUCAUGGUCCCGGCAGCGCGACGACAGACGGCGCAGGUCGAGAACACACAACAACCCGCCACCCGACACAUAAUAAGACGACUACGGAGAGAGUCGGUGGGCGGGGGGGUUCCACGACGCUCGGCGCGGUCGGAGUCGGUUUGCCCCCCCACAUUUUGUCUCAUAAGCACCACAACAGGACGCAGCACAAGUUGAGGCCUCACAGCCGCUGGGGGAACCACACCCGCAGUGGGAGUCAUGGAGGGAGAUCAGGAGGCAGCGCAGAGGGAGGAGGAGGGGGGCACAGCCACGCCACACAACCCCACACUCCUUCUGUGUCGGACAAACACGGGCCAGCGUUCCCUCCCGACACCCACCUGGUCCACGUUGAGAUGCUCCCCCGGCCCUCCGCCGACCCGCUCCUCAUUAUCCUGCCGCUGCUCGCCUGUUUGCUCCUCAUCAUAAUCCUUGUGGUUUUGAUUCUGGUGUUCCGUCGCCGCAAGGAGAAACAGGCCCGGCUGCGGCUCCUGCAGCAGCUCGCCGCGGUGGCGUUACCCCCCGAGGACAGCCCUUACCUGGGCCGGUCGGAGCGGAGCGUGGCUAUGCCCUCUGUGGUGGUCACCCCCCUGGGCCCUUCAAGCUGCCCCACCUCUCCCAGAUUACCUUUAAGUCCCAGGAGAAGGAGUCUGGCCCCCGGGAUGACUUUCUGGGGGCCGUUUGAAGCAGAUGCAGGAGGUGGCGAGGGGAGAGGUGGUAACAGCAGUGAAAGAGAUAACGUCACUGCAGGAUUCAAGACCUCUGUGAGAUCUAGGUCCCCUACUCCGACUCUUAAAGACAACCAGUACUGGGUUUGAUGGAAGUAAUCCAAAGAAAAACUGUGCCUUAGAGCUGGGUAGCAUAUGCAUCUGUAUUCAUCUAAGGCACAUCUAACCUGCUAUGAACUUUUUUAAAAAGGGGGAAAACCUGCACAUUUGUUGAAGAAAUUGUUGUUGUUUUUGUAGGAAAUGAAUAAUGUUAUUAUAUUUAAGUAAUUUCACUGAACCAACAUGAACUACACAAGAAAAAACUACUAUUUAAUUACAGUAACUAAUAAACCUAACCUCAAAACACUGCUUUAAACUUCUAUAGCUGUGAUGAAUAAUCUAUUAUAAUUUUGUAACUGUGGCUGAGGAAGGAAGUGAAACAUAGACUGAAGUUUCUUGCAUUUACUGUAAACGAUUAAAGAUAGCUUUAAAAGAGUAAGUAGCACAACUGGUACUAACACUUCACAUGUCCGCUUAUAGAUCACAAGUCCUGUUUGUACAUGCGACUAAAGCUGCUGUGAGCUUCAAGGUUCAUGCAUGCAAGCUAUUUUUUAUAACAUUCACUGCUCUUUUACUGCUCUGCACAAUGCCCAGUUACCAUUGUCCAAUUUUGCUCAAAAACUGAGCUAUCAUGUACCUUUCUGAUAGUCCUUACAGUAUUUACAAUUCAUAGUGUAGCUUCCUUAGUUCUUGAUUGACCUCAACAUUUUUUGUCACAUUUGACCCCUUAUAUGCCAGCCUCUGUUUGCCACGCACUGUGAAAGAUUUAUUUUUAAUAAAAGAC
Molecule: messenger RNA, 8602 nt
Organism: Centropristis striata (black sea bass)
Lineage: Eukaryota; Metazoa; Chordata; Actinopteri; Perciformes; Serranidae
Product: chondroitin sulfate proteoglycan 4-like
Exons: 22
Coding region: 196-7869 (2557 amino acids)
Source: RefSeq, a predicted model, not a curated record